Molecule: messenger RNA, 3922 nt
Organism: Osmerus eperlanus (European smelt)
Lineage: Eukaryota; Metazoa; Chordata; Actinopteri; Osmeriformes; Osmeridae
Gene: prkci
Product: protein kinase C, iota
Exons: 18
Coding region: 310-2070 (586 amino acids)
Biological process (GO): protein phosphorylation
Cellular component (GO): cytoplasm; nucleus
Molecular function (GO): diacylglycerol-dependent serine/threonine kinase activity; ATP binding; protein binding
Source: RefSeq, a predicted model, not a curated record
UUAAUUGUUCGUUUCAUUAGCAGUAGUGUUUUCAAGUUAUCCGUCCACCCCUAACAUUCCGUUGAUGGAUUAGUCCAUCGUUAGGCCUCUGCAGUAGGGAGUUGUUUAGCGGAUACCUUCAAGUUUUAUCAACUUUACAUGUGGAUUUUGUCUAUAUAUGAAGUCGUUUUGAGUCCGUGAACAUAAAUAGUAAGUUAGAUAUUAGAUUUAUUCACCGACGCAAGAAACAAUUCUGAGUGUGGUACACUUCGAAGUUGAGUGAGAAGGAAGGGAUCCUCGGUGACUGGGGUUCCGAUCUCGGCAGAGCCUAUGAUGCCGACGUUGCGGGACAGCACUAUGUCCCAUCCCGGCGAAAAUCCUCAUCAAGUCCGGGUUAAAGCCUACUAUAAAGGGGACAUCAUGAUCACCCACUUUGAGCCCUCCAUCUCCUACGAGGGUCUGUACCUGGAGGUGAAGGAUAUGUGCUCUAUGGACAACGACCAGCUCUUCACCAUGAAGUGGAUCGACGAAGAAGGUGACCCCUGCACAGUGUCCUCUCAGCUGGAGUUGGAGGAGGCCUUGCGCCUGUACGAGCUCAACAAAGACUCUGAACUCAUCAUCCACGUUUUUCCCUGUGUACCAGAGAAGGCAGGCAUGCCGUGUCCAGGAGAAGACAAGUCCAUAUACAGGCGUGGGGCCAGGCGGUGGAGGAAGCUUUACUACGCCAGCGGCCACGCCUUCCAGGCCAAGCGCUUCAACAGGCGGGCUCACUGCGCCAUCUGCACAGACCGUAUCUGGGGUCUUGGUCGCCAAGGUUACAAAUGCAUCAACUGCAAACUGCUGGUCCACAAGAAGUGUCACAAGCUGGUGACAGUGGAAUGUGGCCGACCGGAGCCAUACAUAGGACCAGGUCCUGGCCAGGCAUCUGUAGAACACCAUGAGCAGCCAGGCCCUCAGAAGAGAGACUCCAGAGAGAGCCUGACCUAUGAUGGAGAGGAGAAAGAGGCAAGGAGCAGCAGGGACACGGGGAAGGCGGCCUCCAGCCUGGGGCUGGUGGACUUCGACCUGCUGCGCGUGAUUGGCCGAGGCAGCUAUGCCAAGGUGCUGCUGGUGCGACUGAAGAAGACGGAGCGCAUCUACGCCAUGAAGGUGGUGAAGAAGGAGCUAGUGAACGACGACGAGGACAUAGACUGGGUCCAGACAGAGAAGCACGUGUUUGAGCAGGCCUCCAAUCACCCCUUCCUGGUGGGGCUCCAUUCCUGCUUCCAGACAGAGAGCAGGCUAUUCUUUGUUAUUGAGUACGUCAACGGGGGAGACCUGAUGUUCCAUAUGCAGAGACAACGGAAGCUUCCGGAGGAACAUGCUAGGUUCUACUCGGCAGAAAUCAGCCUGGCCUUGAACUACCUCCACGAGCGAGGCAUCAUCUACCGAGAUCUGAAACUAGACAACGUGCUGCUGGAGUCUGAAGGACACAUAAAACUCACAGACUACGGCAUGUGCAAGGAGGGUUUGAGACCAGGAGACACAACCAGCACUUUCUGUGGAACCCCCAAUUACAUCGCACCUGAAAUCCUCAGAGGAGAGGACUAUGGCUUCAGCGUGGACUGGUGGGCCCUGGGGGUGCUCAUGUUUGAGAUGAUGGCUGGCCGCUCGCCCUUCGACAUCGUCGGGAGCUCCGACAACCCUGACCAGAACACCGAAGACUACCUCUUCCAAGUAAUAUUGGAAAAACAGAUCCGAAUUCCCCGGUCGCUGUCAGUCAAAGCCGCCAGCGUCCUCAAGGGCUUCUUAAACAAGGAGCCCAAGGAGCGUCUGGGCUGCCAUCCGCAGACAGGCUUCGCUGACAUCAUGGGCCAUCCGUUCUUCCGUAAUGUUGACUGGGAUCUUAUGGAGCAGAAACAGGUGGUGCCCCCGUUCAAGCCCAACAUAUCUGGGGAGUUUGGAUUGGACAACUUUGACGCCCAGUUCACCAACGAGCCCAUCCAGCUUACACCUGAUGACGAUGAUGCGGUUAAGAAGAUCGACCAGUCGGAGUUUGAAGGGUUUGAGUACAUCAACCCCCUCCUGAUGUCUGCUGAGGAGUGCGUGUGAAGCAGCGUAGGCUGUCUCCAGCAGCUCCUCAGUCACACAUCUCUGCAUGGUUACGCCACAUGGUUACGCCACAUGGUUACGCCACAGCGGCGGCAUCAUCAUCAUCAUCCUUUUGUCGGAAAGCCAACUGGCCCUCAAGCGAUGCUAAUUUGCCAAACCAAUCUCACUCUCUGCCAUUUAUAACCACUAGACCUUAAAGCGUACCUUUUCUCUCUGAUUUUUUUUGUUUUUUUUUUGUUUUUGUACAAAUCUGCACUGGUAUCCGUUUUUGGUCUUUGGCCAGUUAUCUCAGUAGCUCAGAGGCUAAAGGGUUGGUAAAGUUACUGGACACGACUGGAGGGGGGGAAGAGGGAAAGAGAGACUACUGAACCCUUCCUCUCUUCUCCAAGGGUGAUGUUUUGAUGCUUAUUUUAUCUGUACAUAUUCAAGCACCAUUGAGGUUAUACGUUAGAAAAGGCCUUUUAGCUCCAAGCGCGAGAUGACUAGAGACUUCAUCAAAACCAGUUUUCGUGAUGUUGUCUUCAUGGGUUAGCUUCACACCUCAUUCGUACAGGAGGGGACAAAAACACUAGCCUUUUUUUAAGAAAGAACAAACAAACAAAAAAAACACAUAUAUAUUUUUUCGCUUUUUUAUUUAAUGAAUGACACACAGCAGUCUCUCUAUACAAUGUCUGAAGUGUUAAAUUCAAGCCUGUUUUCCUCUCAGAAACAGGUUUGUUCCCUGUCGAGGAAAUGCACAGUUGUAAACAAAGAGGGUUUCCGGAGAAAUCCAGCAGCCAACACUAAUAUACAUAGACAAAUGACAAACUGUGAAAGAAAUAGUUAACUGUUCAGUGGGGUGGGGGACGGAAGUUGACCUAGGGCUGGUGCACUAACUACGUGUAUCCAUCCAGACUAAAAACCCUCCUUGCAAUCUAUGUUCACACACGACAGGACCAGAUAAAUAAUUUCCUGAAAUAAAUAAAAAUAUGACGUCUUGGUGGUACGCUUAGAAGGUACAGUAUACACAAUAGGAAGAUGAGCUGUCCUAAGAUUAGUCAUAGAAUAUAUAUAUUUACAGAUUUGUUUGUUCAUUUUUUUAUGAUACAAUGCCUUUCUGAAACUGUUUGUUAUAUUCCUUCUUUUCCAGUGCGUUUUAUUAUUUUUCUACUGUUUCUCCAUUCCAUAUAUGUCCAGUUUGAAUCCAAAUGCUGGGGGUGAUUGUUGAAAUGAGUGCUUCAAAUCCCAGACCAGAUGUAUGUAAUAUGACCUGUUUGAUGGGGGAUUGCCAGGGCUAUGUGCUUGGACCCUUUGAUCGCUCUGAGGUGGACAGUGAAAACCUUAAACUGGAUCUGUUUUAAAGAGAAUGGAUACUCGUUGAUUUGAACACUACUUUUACUCAUGUCUUCACAAUUGAGUCCCUGAUCAUGUUCUUAAUGAAACAACUAAAUCUAUAUAUUAGCACUCACCUGCUUAAAAGACAUUGACUCUGUUGUUAGAUCAAAAAUGUUAACAAGACAACCUUUUCCAGUCAAUGUUUUAGAGAAAGUUUAUAAUAAAAUGUUUAUAGGGGCAACGUGGUGAUUGGAGGAACGAGCACACUUGAGAAUUUGUAUAAUGUUACACAAAAAAGUCUUGUUUAGGUUUUGUUACAGUUUUCUUAGAUAUAAUUUACUGUCAACUCUAAUUAUCACUACAUUGAUUCCUCCUAAUUGUUAUUGGGUGAGUCCUCUGGAAACAAUUGGAACAGCUGGUAAUGAUGCAAGGUAUCUGGGAGGAUUAAAAUCUCCAAGAGAAACCUGCUGAUUCUUAUUAACAGUAUGUUAAAAACACACAAAGAUAACGUGAAAUAAAACUGUUUAUUUCCAUUGUU